UGAUUGGGUACAAUAAAUCUUUUAAAAAUAUUAGAAAUCGUUGUUCGUACUCGAAAAUUUUGCUGACCCCUCAGUUGCAUUUGGACGUUGGCAGGGCUGGGUGGUGUUGUGUUGAUGAGUUCGUUCUUAUUUACUCCGUCUCUAUAACUUUUUUGUUAUUGAGUGUUAAGAUACGCAUAAUAUAAUAUGACUGGGCCUCAAAAAGUAGUACUACUGGCCUGUGGGUCUUAUAAUCCGCCCACGAAUUUGCAUCUUCGAAUGUUCGAACUUGCUCGAGAUUAUUUACAUCGGACCACCAACUUUCAUGUGAUUGCUGGCUUGAUUUCCCCUGUACAUGAUAAGUACGGUAAAGAGGGACUGGCAGGCAGCAAUGACCGCUGCCAAAUGGUGCGCCUAGCCUUAACUUCUUCAACCUGGAUCCAUCUCUCAGACUGGGAGACCCGACAGGAAGAAUGGACACCAACUCGUGAAGUACUGCAGUAUCAUCAGAGAUUAAUUCGGUCACACCUAAACCACCUCCGUCCCUCCAAUGACCCCAAGAAGAUGGACCUGAUGGACAGCGCUGUAAACGGCAACUUGGACGGGUCGGUGAAGCGGCAGCGUAUGGACAACUCGGUGCCGUGGCUGUCACACCUGACGACCGCCCUCAGCAGCGUGGGGAGCGGCGGAGGGGGGCGGCACCUGCAGCAGGAUCCGGUGACCGUGAAGCUCCUGUGCGGGGCAGACCUGCUCGAGAGCUUCGGCAAGCCCGGCGUCUGGAAGGAGGAAGAUAUUGAAAUGAUUGUGGGCAAGUUCGGAAUCGUGGUGGUGACUCGGGAGGGCAGCAAUCCGUACAAGUUUAUCUACGAGUCCGACACUCUCUCAAGACUUCAGCGCAACAUCCACAUCGUGACGGAGUGGAUCAGCAACGACGUGAGCUCGACGAAGGUGCGUCGCGCGCUCAAGCGGGGCGAGAGCGUCAAGUAUUUGCUACAGGACCCUGUCAUUGACUUCAUACAGAAGCACGUGCUCUACGACACCCACAACAAUAAGUAUACAGUGACCCCAUCAGUUCUAACCCCGUCUCCUAAUCCAGAGACAGACGUGCUCUUGCCACCUCCCAAUUUUACCAUAUCACAACAACCACAGAAACACGUUAUGCAGCACCACAAAAUGAAACAGCAGGCACAACAGAUACAAGACCACCAACAUCUCACUGCUACUCUCACACGCCAACACGCGCGUCAGAACAGCACACCAAGUGACAUGGAACAAGAUACACCGCCUGGGCUCUCGCCAGCCGCAGACCUUUCGCCUGUGCCGCACCCUGCGCCUGUCAUUCGUCUGUAUCCUGGUCAGGCGCGCCCUGUAAAGCAGCGUACCGGUGAGGUAGGUGGGGCUGCUGCUGGGGGAGGCAUGGUGCCUGGUACCCAGCAGCAGCGUGGUCAACAGAAUACCAUUUGGCGAGAUCACCAGAGCACUACACAAAUGAAUGCUGUCACUGCCUCACUCUCUUCUUCUGCACUGACGCCUACGCACAUCGGGGUCGAUAGGCUUCUCGAGUCCACUAAAAAAGAGCUCUCGGCUAUCGCUGCCAAGUCGUCUAACACAGAUUAUAUGUCUUCACUGAGCACGGGAAAGAGUAAAAAAAGCACUGGCAGAACAAACCUCAUGCAAUCUUCUAGUGAACCCACGCCUAUGCUUUUCAAAUCGCACUCUGUCUCUCCUAAGAAGGGAUCUUCUCCUCUUCCAGAUGCUACGUCUAAGAAAAUAUUUGCCAACCAUAAUCGCUCCAAGUCGAGUGUUUCACUCAAACCAGAAAGGGCUUAUGAUCUUAAUCAAAAUGCAUCAGAUGAUCUAGUCGUCCGCUUCCGCGAUAACUACACCCGCAGUUUGAGCACGGGUUCCACCAACAUAUACGAGCUCCUUUCUCGGACCCGAGAAAUUUCUCCCAGCCACACCGAAAUAUGCUUGACUCACGUACCGUCGCGUCAUUACGAAAAACCCAUCGGGCCACGGAGCCGUAACGGUGACAGGCUCUUCACUUCUCGAUCCCUCGAGAGACCUUCCACCCCACGAAUGGAUCGCUCACUGUCCCCGCCUCGUAAGGUGGCUUCGCUGCCCAUAUCUCGCGGACGAUCCCGGGAACGUUCUCCGAGUCCAUACCAAUUAGAACCGCGCCGCAGCAUCGACCUUCAACUCGGCUCUAAACGGAGCUCCAUAAACUACGACGAUCUUGAAAUGGAGCUGCGCUGUCUUCCUCGCGCUCUCACUCACGAAGAGGAAAUAAACAUGAUAAUUCAGGGCGAGUCUGCCAACUAUCUGCGCAUGGCAACCCCUGACUCGUUCCCUGCCAUAGACGCGCCGUCGUCGGAAAGCGUCGUGUCCAACGAGUCUGAAUAUGAAAUGAGGUUUUGACUCCGUCGGCCGGUUGGUCGGUCGACAAGU
Molecule: messenger RNA, 2427 nt
Organism: Hyalella azteca
Lineage: Eukaryota; Metazoa; Arthropoda; Malacostraca; Amphipoda; Hyalellidae
Gene: Nmnat
Exons: 8
Coding region: 187-2397 (736 amino acids)
Biological process (GO): NAD+ biosynthetic process
Molecular function (GO): nicotinamide-nucleotide adenylyltransferase activity; nicotinate-nucleotide adenylyltransferase activity
Source: RefSeq, a predicted model, not a curated record